AUGUUUUUAAAAUUGUGUGAAUAUGGGGCCAGUGCCUUUAGAAAGGUUAAACAUGUGGGCGAUGUACGUGUAAUUUUCUCAGACGAGUUUUGCAUCGGCAGAGGAAACGAUGGAACACGUGUAUUUCUUGGACUGCGAAAAGAUGGUUACGGCAAAGCUGUGAAACGAAUACAUCGAGAUAACUUCAUCGAGCUAACACGCCGAGAAAAGGAUAUUUUGAAUGAACUCAGCGCAAAGGAAUCGAAAUAUGUUGUGAACUAUUCAUAUUUAGAGGAAGACAAUGACACGGAAUAUGUGUAUUUAAUAUUAGACUUAUGCGAGGAAUCGUUGGAGAGUUUUGUGAAGUCUUCUACUUUGUCUGAUCUUCAAAAAGCUCUUCCCGAAAUUCUCAGACCAAUUUUGCAAGGAUUAGCUUAUCUUCAUAGUGGCCUGCAACCUAUUCUUCAUUGCAAUUUAAAACCUUCCAAUGUUCUCCGAGACUCACAAGGCAAAUUUCUCAUAGCUGAUUUUGGCAUAAAAGCCAAUUCUAAUGUGGGAACUGAGUUUUGGAUUGCUCCUGAAUCAUAUUGUAAAGAAGAAGAUUCGUUUGAUAAAGGUCGUUACAAAACAAAGUCGGAUGUAAUGGUGAGUGUGGGAAUUUACUGCAUCGUCAAUUUGAUUUUUCCUUAA
This is a messenger RNA of Xenia sp. Carnegie-2017, 669 nucleotides long. RefSeq names its product serine/threonine-protein kinase/endoribonuclease IRE2-like. Gene Ontology annotation, biological process: intrinsic apoptotic signaling pathway in response to endoplasmic reticulum stress; protein phosphorylation; IRE1-mediated unfolded protein response. Lineage: Eukaryota; Metazoa; Cnidaria; Anthozoa; Malacalcyonacea; Xeniidae. Bases 1 to 669 code for a protein of 222 amino acids. The transcript has a single exon. Gene Ontology annotation, cellular component: IRE1-TRAF2-ASK1 complex. The record is from RefSeq and is a predicted model, not a curated record. Gene Ontology annotation, molecular function: protein serine/threonine kinase activity; ATP binding; RNA endonuclease activity.